Laccaria bicolor S238N-H82 is the source of this 1143-nucleotide messenger RNA. RefSeq lists its product as uncharacterized. NCBI's taxonomy places the organism in Eukaryota, Fungi, Basidiomycota, Agaricomycetes, Agaricales, Hydnangiaceae. The transcript is spliced from 8 exons. Gene Ontology annotation, cellular component: endoplasmic reticulum. Gene Ontology annotation, molecular function: calcium ion binding. Gene Ontology annotation, biological process: endoplasmic reticulum calcium ion homeostasis. The record is from RefSeq and is a predicted model, not a curated record. Bases 1 to 1143 code for a protein of 380 amino acids.
AUGCCAACCUCGGAAGUUGCCGGUGCUUCUCUUGUCAUGUCUGCAUUGACAAAGUUCCUUGCUGGCCUCACUCCGCCUCCCGUCAUUACUCCAGAACAAUAUGACGGCUGGCAAUGGACCUGGAAAUUCUUUGUCUUCCGCCCCGCUACUCUUAAAAACGAAGCUUACCUUCUAGCCGCCCUUUUGUUCUAUGUACUCUUUGCUUAUGUUGGAUCCUCAUCCAAUUCGAACAAGGCUAAAAAAUGGAUGGCAGCCCACCUUCCCGUCUAUCAACAGCAGUUCUCCAAACCCCAGGUCAAAGACAGUCUCAUAAUAGACGGUCGCUCCGAUUUUUUUAACUUUUCAACUGGCCGUCGCAAUGUCGCAUCACUCCACACCGUCUUCACUUUGCGGCCACGUCACGAUUUCUUCCAAUGGCUAUACCAGACAGGAAAGACAUUCGUCGAUUUGCAAUACCGGCCCACGGAUGAAAUCCAGCUCGACUUUAAGCUAGCGCCAGGUGCUUUGCCACAUGACUUUGUAUGGGCCGUCGUUGCGAAGGAUGAACUCCUGUCUGUCAAGGACGGUCGAUGGGACUUGACAUUUACCAAGAUCACAGAGAACCCCUCUCUUCCGCAGUCCCUUUCGGUCAUGUCUGAAUUCGCUGACGUCACUGAGAACAUCCUCAAACCUAGCGGUGGAUUUUCUCUUUCGGACGUGUUGAAAGAUCCUAAAAUAUUACCCUACUUCCGCUCAAUCUCGGUUACUGACCAACCACGAGACCGCCCGACAGUCAUUCGUCCCGCAAACGAGCGAGAAAAACAUGUCAUUGUCAGCCUGAGGGUACCCUCCUCCGAUCACAUUGCCGACACUGUUCCUUUCGUGACAGAUAUUUUCCAAUUUGUUGAUGUUUUGACUAAGAUCAAUCUGCGACCAGAGACAAGAAAUAAAUUGAAGAAGAUCAGGGAGGAGUCAGACAAGGAUAUUAAGGAUGAAUCUGAGAGGGAGAAGCGGGAAGAGGCCUUGGAAAGCAAGCAAGCUGCAAAGCGAAAAGCAGAAGAGGAGCGCCUAUCGAAGCUCAGCGCCGCAGACCAGAAGAAGGAGCUCGAAAAAGAGCGAAAGCGCUCCCUGCGUAAAUCGCAGGCCAAAGUCCAGCGCAAGUGA